Cajanus cajan (pigeon pea) is the source of this 1499-nucleotide messenger RNA. NCBI's taxonomy places the organism in Eukaryota, Viridiplantae, Streptophyta, Magnoliopsida, Fabales, Fabaceae. The record is from RefSeq and is a predicted model, not a curated record.
UCUAAGAGAAUGGAAGAAGGCAUCAAAUCACCAUUGAAUGGUGACUUGAAGAAGGAGGAAAGCAUUAAAACCAGCAACGGAGGUUCUAUUAUUGAUCAUGACAAAGACAAAAUGGCUAACCCUGUGGCUGUUGGUGAGUCUGUCAAGGAGCAACCACCACUGGUUAAGCACAAGACCAAGAGGGUUGCAACUCUCGAUGCAUUUAGGGGUCUCACCAUAGUGUUGAUGAUACUGGUAGACGAUGCUGGUGAAGCUUAUCCACGCAUUGAUCAUUCCCCGUGGAAUGGAUGUACUUUGGCCGAUUUCGUUAUGCCUUUCUUUCUUUUCAUUGUUGGGGUUGCCAUAGCCCUUGCACUAAAGAGAAUCCCCGAGAUAAAGCCUGCCGUAAAGAAGAUAAUCCUUAGGACAUUGAAGCUUCUCUUCUGGGGUAUAAUUUUACAAGGGGGUUAUUCUCAUGCACCUGAUGAUCUCGAGUAUGGAGUUAACAUGAAAUUUAUCCGGUGGUGUGGCAUUCUCCAGAGAAUAGCUCUUGUAUACUGUGUUGUAGCUCUAAUAGAGACAUUUACCACCAAGCUUAGACCCACUACAUUGGGUUCUGGACACCUAUCUAUUUUUACUGCCUACAGAUGGCAGUGGUUUGGGGGCUUCGUGGCUUUUUUCAUUUAUAUGAUCACAACCUACACCCUCUACGUUCCCGAUUGGAGUUUCGUCGAUCAUUUUGACGAAGACGAACCAGCAAAGAGAUACACGGUCAUAUGUGGAAUGAGAGGACACCUAGGGCCAGCAUGUAAUGCUGUUGGGUACGUGGACCGACAAGUUUGGGGGGUCAACCAUCUUUACUCUCAACCUGUUUGGAGACGCUUGAAGGCGUGUACAUUCAGUUCUCCACACGAAGGUCCUUUUCGUGAAGAUGCUCCAAGUUGGUGUCGGUCUCCUUUUGAACCCGAAGGCUUGUUGAGUUCUAUAUCAGCUAUUCUCUCUGGCACUAUUGGCAUCCAUUAUGGGCACGUGUUGAUUCAUUUCAAGGGUCAUUCGGAGAGGCUAAAACAAUGGGUCUCAAUGGGUUUUGUGUUACUCAUAAUAGCCAUCAUCCUUCACUUUACAGAUGCUAUCCCACUUAACAAGCAACUCUACAGCUUCAGCUAUGUUUGUUUCACUGCUGGUGCUGCUGGAAUUGUCUUCUCAGGGCUUUACAUACUGAUCGAUAUUUGGGGGCUCCGCACUCCAUUCUUGUUCUUGGAGUGGAUAGGAAUGAAUGCUAUGCUAGUGUUUGUGAUGGCAGCCCAGGGCAUCUUCGCAGCAUUUGUAAAUGGAUGGUAUUAUGAAGAUCCACGUAACUCACUUGUACACUGGAUCAAGAAGCAUGUGUUUGUGAAUGUUUGGCACUCGGAGAGGGUGGGAACCAUCUUGUAUGUGAUCUUUGCAGAAAUCACUUUCUGGGGAGUGGUUGCUGGCGUUUUGCACAAAUUAGGAAUAUAUUGGAAACUGUAAGAUAUAAC